AAGUUUGUCGUUUACCGCAUGUAGACCGUUUCGCGCUGUCUUUAAACUUUGGAUAUAACAACAGCUCUAUGUGGUUUGGAUUGUAAGUGGGAAAAGGCGAAUAAGUGAAGUUUAUAUCUUAAUACACUGUCAAUGUUGACAGUUAAUUAAAUUAGUCUGUGUAAUUAGGCAUGUAAUACAUUGCGUUAGCAUUUUUCGUAUGGAAGUUGUUAGUUUUUAACGCGGGUGUGGACACCUAUGUGGAUAUUUUUUAUUCUUCAACAUUCUUAAAGGCGGCUUUUUGUGUAAUUAAUUCCCAGAAAAAAAAAUUAAGGAUGAAAUCUCUGUUUAGAUAAAGGAAAAAAAAAGAAUAAUAUAAAAAGUAGACCUAUAUCAGUGAAUAAAUUAGCUGAAAGAAGUGUCGUGAGAUUUCCCAUCGAUGUGAAUGGGAGAAGACAUUUUCGUGUAUAUUUAUAAAAUCCUAUGCUAAUGACAUUGUGUAUGCAAAAGGAGGGAAAAGAAGAAAAAAAUCUUCAAGAGUACAUUUAUCAAGAUAAAAGCUGAAAGAUCCAAAUGGUGAAUGUGAAGAGCGUGGAAGUGCGGCUAUAAGGGAGGAAUACUCUUAAAAGUAAUCGCAUCGCAUACGAUAAGAAUCGAUCGGCAGCUCAAGCCAGGAGUGUUUGAUGUUUGGAAUUGAACGAGCACCAAUGUGAUGAAGAUAUAGCGAUAAAUGGUUUCACAUUCUCACUAUGGGUGCCCCAAUAUAAACAUUUAAUUGAUUCAAUGGUGUGGUUACACAUUUCUUCACGUUUUUUCCAUUCAAUGUGAUCCCCGCGCGCAUUGUAUCAGUGCCAUAAAUAAACAGAUCGUGAAAUUUUCACAAAUUGCACCAAUAAAAUCAGGCAACAAUAUAAGUUAUGUGUGUGUGGUGAUUGUAUACCAUCAAGUGGAAAAAAAAUCAUCUUGCAAUAGCGGAAAAAAUUGCAUAAUUAAUAACAAUCACGAUCAAUUAACUACUGUAAUUGUGAUGUCUACGUCAAACUCAUGUGCUGCUUCAUCAUUUCAUUGCAACGUUCAGCAGAAGCGGCAUCAGACCGCCAUUAGACGCCACGUGCUCACCAUCGGACACGGGUGUUGAUUUGAGAACGAACUGUGGGGUGCUCAUUUCGUGCCUGACGAUAGAUGGUUCUCUAAUAGCAAGGAAUUUAUUGGUGUUUUAGUAAAAAAAAAUUAUAUUAGUGUGAAAAAGUGCGAUAAACUUUGACUAAAAGGAUAUUACUUCAAAGUCAAUCAUUUCUUAAAAGGAUUACUUAUAACAACAACAUCAAAAAAUGUAUCCAAGUGCUGGGAUUAAUGCAGCAGCGGCUAGGCAUCCGGGUCCACCACAGCCAGGACAGCCUUUCAAAUUCACAGUGGUUGAGAGUUGUGAUCGAAUCAAGGAGGAAUUUAAUUUCCUGCAGGCGCAAUACCACAAUCUCAAAAUGGAAUGCGAAAAAUUGGCACAGGAAAAGACAGAGAUGCAGAGGCACUAUGUAAUGUACUACGAAAUGUCGUAUGGAUUGAAUGUGGAGAUGCACAAGCAGACGGAGAUCUCGAAACGACUAAACGCCAUCAUUGCCCAAAUUGUACCUUUCCUGUCACAGGAGCACCAACAGCAGGUGGCAACGGCUGUGGAUCGUGCCAAGCAGAUCACAAUGACGGAAUUAAAUGCCGUCAUUGGCCAACAACGCCCGGAUUUGCCGCGCUUGCUGCAACAGAUGCAUGCACAGCAGCUUCCGGCCCAUGCGGGGGCCCCACCAAUGCCUAUAGGAAUGCCCCAUCCGAGUAUAGCUCCGGGUGCCCUUGGGGGGCCACUUGGAUUGGCAAAUACCCCCGGGCAGCACCCACUAGCCAUUCUAAAUAAGCAAGAGCUCCACCGACCUGAGGAAUCUAAGAGCAAUAGUGGCCUCAGUGUACCCGAAGAUCGCCAUGUUAGUAACGAAUUUUAUUUUUCAGUUAACAAAAAAAUAAAUCUUCCUUUUUUUUCACAGAGAAAUUCAAUUUCACCUACGGAUCGAGAAAAAUAUCGACCACGUACACCGGAGGAGCGUGAAUUGAAGAAGGUGAAGAAGGAGGAAAAGGAUUUAGGCCAUCAAUCCGACGGGGAGAAGUCCGAUCAGGACCUCGUGGUUGAUGAUGCGUCGGAAUCGAAUCCCAUGUCACCGGUACCCAAUCAGCAUCACAGCAAUGGGACGGCGUCACCGCGAGAGAAUGGACUGAUGGUGAAAAAAUUGGAUCACCAAGAUCGCGUGGGGCCACAUUCCCCGCGAUCGGGCACCUCCUCAAAUGCAUCAACCCCAUCGAAUAAGAAACUCGAGGAUAAACCAUCGACGCCAAUUUCCAAAUCUGUCACACCGACAAAUUCCUCAAAUGGGCACGCUGGUGCCCCACCUGGUGGGGGUGUAGUGAAGGCCGUGGCGAAACCACCUGUACUCAAUCCAGGCGCCUACCCGCACUACUUGGGGCCACUAAAUGGUGCUGCACCGCAUGAGCUACAGGCUGCCUAUGGGGCACCUGGGGUGCACAAUAAUCUCCCGCCUGCCAUUAAUAAUUACCCACGGGCACCACUACAGGUUGGCUUUGAUCCACAUCCACAGAUGAGGGCACCCCUGGGGCCAGCACUCGGAGCCAUUCCCGGUGGAAAACCUGCGUACUCCUUUCAUGUGAGUGCUGAUGGACAAAUGCAACCGGUGCCAUUUCCUCCGGAUGCCCUAAUUGGUGCCGGAAUUCCGCGGCAUGCCCGCCAAAUUAAUACUCUUUCCCACGGUGAGGUGGUGUGCGCCGUGACGAUCUCAAAUCCCACCAAGUACGUGUACACGGGCGGCAAGGGAUGCGUGAAGGCGUGGGAUAUCUCCCAACCUGGCAAUAAGAAUCCCGUCUCUCAACUGGAUUGCCUCCAGCGUGACAACUACAUUCGUUCAGUGAAACUUUUGCCCGAUGGUCGAACACUAAUUGUGGGUGGUGAGGCUUCGAAUUUGUCCAUUUGGGAUUUAGCUAGCCCCACACCGCGAAUUAAGGCUGAACUCACGUCUAGUGCACCUGCGUGCUAUGCUCUCGCCAUCUCCCCCGACUCAAAGGUGUGCUUCUCAUGCUGCUCCGAUGGCAAUAUAGCCGUGUGGGAUUUGCAGAAUCAAACGUUGGUUAGACAAUUCCAGGGACACACUGACGGUGCUUCAUGCAUUGAUAUUAGUGCUGAUGGCACAAAACUCUGGACUGGAGGUCUGGACAAUACAGUACGAUCGUGGGAUCUACGUGAGGGGAGACAGCUGCAACAACAUGAUUUCAGUUCGCAAAUCUUUUCACUGGGCUACUGUCCCACUGGCGAAUGGCUGGCUGUGGGGAUGGAGAAUAGCAAUGUUGAGGUUCUCCAUGCAACAAAGCCAGACAAGUAUCAGCUCCAUUUGCACGAGAGUUGCGUCCUCAGCCUGAGAUUCGCUGCGUGCGGCAAGUGGUUUGUGUCCACCGGAAAGGAUAAUCUUCUAAAUGCAUGGAGGACACCAUACGGAGCCUCAAUCUUCCAGUCAAAGGAAUCCUCAUCAGUGCUUAGUUGUGACAUUUCCGCCGAUGAUAAAUACAUCGUGACGGGGUCAGGUGAUAAGAAGGCCACGGUGUACGAGGUCAUCUACUGAAGAGAUGGAAUAUUUUCCUAAUUAGUGAAAAAAAACUGAAAAACAAAUAGAAUGAAAUUUUCUUCAUUUUGGUGCACCAUUUGAAGGAGAAUCUGUCGCAAAAAAACCCUCUAAGAUUUUAAUCUUAUAAGGAUGUCUUAAGUGUUUUUAAGAAAUAUAGAGAGACUAUGGAAACAUGAA
Messenger RNA from Lutzomyia longipalpis, 3827 nucleotides. Its product is annotated as protein groucho-like. The record is from RefSeq and is a predicted model, not a curated record. The coding region runs from base 1311 to 3647 and encodes 778 amino acids. Gene Ontology annotation, biological process: negative regulation of canonical Wnt signaling pathway; regulation of DNA-templated transcription. Lineage: Eukaryota; Metazoa; Arthropoda; Insecta; Diptera; Psychodidae. Gene Ontology annotation, cellular component: nucleus; transcription regulator complex. Gene Ontology annotation, molecular function: protein binding; transcription corepressor activity. The transcript is spliced from 9 exons.